Messenger RNA from Solanum pennellii, 4084 nucleotides. Its product is annotated as putative pentatricopeptide repeat-containing protein At5g59900. Gene Ontology annotation, molecular function: protein binding. Bases 91 to 2766 code for a protein of 891 amino acids. The record is from RefSeq and is a predicted model, not a curated record. NCBI's taxonomy places the organism in Eukaryota, Viridiplantae, Streptophyta, Magnoliopsida, Solanales, Solanaceae. The transcript has 3 exons.
AUUUCUGCCCCUCCAAUUUACAGAUUUCUCAAAGGGCACUCACAAACUAAGCGACGCCUCCAUCAGCUCAACGAUUCAAGUCUGCUCGAAAUGAACCCUUCCCUUCGCCGGAGCUGGCACAUUCGCCACCGGCGAACUAUUUCCACUACGCGCAAAUUCAACAACCAAGGAAACGACAAAAACUUCAUAGCAACUCUAAAUGAAAUCGUUCGGAGCAAACGGAGCUGGAAUAUAGCACUGAACAGCACCAUUUCCACCAGACUGAAAAGCCAUCACGUAGAGCAAAUUCUACUUCAAACCCUUGAUGAUUCUCGGCUGGCUUUACGGUUCUUCAAUUUUCUUGGCCUUCACAAGAACUUUUAUCAUUCAACAAUGUCGUUUUGCAUUCUAAUACAUUCCCUUGUUCAGUCCAAUCUUUAUUGGCCUGCUACUUCACUUUUGCAGACACUAUUGCAAAGAAAAGUGAACCCAAGUUUUGUUUUUGACAAUUUGUUAGAUGUGUAUAAAAGAUUCAAUUUUGGUCACACUUUGGGUUUUGAUUUGCUAAUCCAAAAUUAUGUUCAGGAUAGGAGAGUAAUGGAUUCUGUGUUGAUUGUUCGGCUUAUGAUGGAGCAUUCAUUAGUACCAGAAUUAAAGACUUUAAGCUCUGUGCUCAAUGGCUUGAUUCGAAUAAGACGGUUUGAUUUGGUUUUGCAAUUGUUUGAUAAUGCAUUAACUUCGGGUGUUAAGCCUGAUGAGUAUAUUUAUACAGCUGUGCUUAAAAGUUUGUGUGAGUUGAAAGAUUUUGAAAAGGCUAAGGAAGUGAUGAAUUGGGUUGAGAGAAGUGGGAUUAAAGUGAGUGUUAUUUUAUACAACAUAUUGAUUCAUGGGCUCUGUAAGGGUGGAAGAGUUUGGGAAGCUGUUGAAAUUAAAAGUUUGUUGAUUACCAAAGGAUUGAAUGCUGAUACUGUCACAUAUUGUUCUUUGAUUUUGGGGCUGUGUAAAGUGAAUGAAUUUCAGCUUGCUCGAAGGUUAGUGGAUGAGAUGUUGGGGCUGCUUUUGGUUCCUCGCGAGGCUGUAGUGUCGAGUGUUGUUGACGGGUUGAGGAGAGGGGGUGAUUGUGUAGCUGCUUAUAGAUUAGUUGAUAUGACAGGGAAAGUUGGAGUUGUGCCCAAUUUAUUUGUUUAUAAUGCAUUGCUUAAUUCUUUGUGUAAAGGUCGUGGGAAGUUGGAUGAAGCAGAGUCUCUUUUUAAUAGUAUGGAGGAUAAAGGGUUGUGCCCAAAUAGUGUAACUUACUCCAUCAUGAUCGACUCUUUCUGCAAACAAGGGAGAUUAGAUGCUGCAGUUCUUCUUUAUAAUAGAAUGCUUGAUAAUGAGGUAGAAUUAACCAUAUACCCUUACAAUUCUCUCAUCAAUGGCUAUUGCAAGGCUGGAAAAUGCGGUGUGGCGGAAUCUAUCUUUAAUGAGAUGAUUGAUAAAGGAUUGACCCCAACUGUUGUAACCUAUACUUCAUUGAUAGAUGGUUACUGCAAGGAAAGAGAAGUGCAGAAGGCCUUUAGGCUUUACCAUGAGAUGACUGGCAAAGGAAUUUCACCUAAUACUUUCACUUUCACUGCACUAAUCUCUGGAUUUUGCCGUGCACACAUGAUGGUAGAAGCAAAUAAGAUAUUUGAUGAGAUGGUGAAAAUGAAUGUAACUCCUACUGAGGUCACUUAUAAUGUCUUGAUUGAAGGACAUUGUAAAGAUGGGAACACCAUAAAGGCUUUUGAAUUGCUAGAUGAAAUGUUGAAGAAGGGUCUUAUUCCUGACACAUAUACGUACAGAUCUCUGAUAACUGGACUUUGUACGAAAGGUCAAGUAUCUGAAGCAAAAGAGUUUGUUGAUGACCUUCAAAACCAGCGUCAUUAUCUGAAUGAAAUGUGUUUCUCUGCUCUCUUACAUGGUUAUUGCAAGGAAGGAAGAUUAAAGGAUGCACUAACCACUACUGAUGAGAUGAUAGAAAAGGGAAUAAACAUGGACCUUGUGUGCUACGGUGUACUCAUAAAUGGAACUCUAAAGCAUCAUGAUUGGAAAUAUUUAUUAAAUAUAAUGAAGGAGAUGCACGACCGAGGAAUGAAGCCUGAUGAAGUAAUAUACACUAGCAUGCUUGAUGCAUAUGGAAAAGUUGGUGAUCUUAAAAAAGCUUUUAAAUGCUGGGAUAUAAUGGUCAGUGAAGGAUGCUUCCCAAAUGUGGUGACGUAUACUGUGAUGAUAAAUAACUUGUGCAAGGCUGGAUUAGUAGAUAAAGCAGAGGUAUUCUACAAGGAAAUGUUAGCUAAAGGGUUGACACCUAACCAGUUCACAUAUAGUUGUUUCCUUGAUUAUCUCACUAGUGAAGGGUACAUGGUAGAAGCUAAACAGCUUCAUGAUGCAAUGCUGAAAGGGUACCUUGCAAAUACUGUGACAUACAAUAUUAUUAUACGGGGUUUGUGCAGAUUAGACCAAAUUCAGGAAGCGAUGGAUAUUUUGCUUGAAAUGGAGGACAACGGUAUCUUCCCAGAUUGCGUAAGUUACUCAACUAUCAUUUAUGAAUUCUGUAGGAGGGGUGAUCUGUUAGGAGCAAGAGGCUUGUGGGAAUCCAUGUUGACUAAUGGUCUGAAGCCUGAUGCAGUGGCUUAUAACCUUUUCAUUUAUGGUUGCUGCAUUGCUGGAGAAAUGUCUAAGGCGUUUGAAUUGCGUGAUGAGAUGAUAGCAAGUGGUCUGAAGGUGACUCGUGCAACAUAUGCUUCUUUAAUCCAUGGAACCUGAAAAAUGGGGCAGUCCACCAGAUCUGCUAGCGCUGCUGCAAGGAUCAUUUACUUUGAUCAAGUAAUGACUAUUAAAAUUCAGGAUAUUUGUACAGGACGUGAUCAUGUCAACCUUUACUCUAAAAUGCCUCAUCCAUGAAUAGUUCAAUCUCCUGCCUUUUUAUAUGAGGACAUGAACUAAGAGUUGGGCAUCUUUAGAACUUCAAGGGAGGUAGUUUGACAAUUUCUUUUUUUUCUUUUCCUGUAUAUUUAAAUCCAAUCGUUUAACAUAGGAAGUAUUGGGAGGAAAUAUGACAAUCUUCAAAUUCUGGAUAAUGAACACCCAACCUGCUUGUAUUGUCUAUGAGUUAGUAAAGACCCUGAUGUGUUUCUUCCUACUUCCUGUUGCUUCUUCAAUUAUCACUUAAAAACUUGUUUUCUACUCAAAUUAGAUUUUUCAUUAAUCUCCAGCUGAUCUUCAUGGCUCGGCUGUUUUUCCUUCUCAAAUAGAGCAUAGUGCAGUAUUUGGAGUAAAUCAGAGGGUCUCCAUAUUACUUGGAGAAAUGUUACAAAUAGUUUCCAAUAUUUACUUUUACAUUUUAGUUGAGUGUCUUUUUGCCAGUGGUUUAUGGAGAGACCAUGCAUGUAUGUCUCUGUGUUUGUAUUUUCUGUAACUACUAUGAGUUAUCAUGAUUGUUUUUUUUUAAGACAGGAGAAACCCGCAGCCGCUAACCUUUGAGUGUGCACAGGGUAAAAGCUCCGCUCCUAUGCAAUAGCUCACAAACCACAUAGGAGAGGUAACCCACACUAGGCAAGUCCGGUGCGACAAGCUCGACCCAGAAGGCAAACCCCUUGCUUUAGCUAGCGAGGGGUUUCGAACUUGAGCCUCCAACAUGGAAGGUCCCAAGCCCAAACCACUGGGCCACCCGAAAGGAACUUCAUUCAUACAGGCAACUGUUAAUAUGCUGUUGAUGUUAAUAUCUGCAAGCUGGUAUUCUUAUCAGAGCAGAGAGCCGCAUUUUAGAAGAGUGACCGGCUUGUUGCAUCAACUGUUUGAAUUUCUUGUGGCAAUACAGAGCAAGUUGACUCCAUAUAUCGAAGCAGAUGGCAGAAAGGAUUAUCAACACAGGCUGUACAAAUUUUUCAAUGUAAAAUUAUCCAUUAAUUUCAUAACGUGUACAUCUCAAAAUAUAUUUACGUGAAAAGAGGUGAAAUAUUGAAUGUGAUAAAAAGACUAGUCUCUUACUUAAUACACUAGUCUAUUUAUAACCUAAGAAAAUCAUUGUUGUCGACUCAAGUAAAAUUGAAAUAUUUGUAAAGAUAUGAAAUAUCAAUGAUGA